AUGGCGGCACCCGUCCUGCCUUUGCAGCAGGUGAAACUCGCCUCGCUGCCUUCUACUCGCCUGACUCCAGAACAGCAGUAUUGGCGCACUUUCAAGAACCCUCUACUGAUUCCCUCACCCGCCAAUGGUCCUGUCAAUCUCAUCACACAACCUUCGGCGCCCUCAUCAUCUGCCGCUUUCCCCUCAUUGACACAGCCUCCCGACGUCUUCACCGUGACCACCGGCGCGCGAGUGCAGAUUUACUCCAUCCGAACCCGAAAGCUUUUGCGAACGAUCACUCGGUUUGAUGAUACUGUGCGAGGCACUGAUGUGCGCCCCGAUGGACGGAUCUUUGUGGCGGGCGACGAUACCGGAAAGGUGCAAGUCUUCGAUGUGAACUCGCGCGCCAUCUUGAAGACAUGGACGGAUCACAAGCAGCCUACCUGGGUCACAAAAUUCUCUCCGAGUGACCCCACGACACUUCUGUCAGCGAGCGAUGACCGCACGGUGCGACUGUGGAAUCUAGCUUCAGACUCAUGCGCGCGGACGUUCGUCGGUCACAGUGACUACGUCCGUAGUGGCUCAUUCAUGCCCGGCUCGAUGGCCUCAUCCGGACUCCUGGUCUCUGGCUCGUACGAUCGAACCGUCCGUAUCUGGGAUCCCCGUGUUGAAGGCCGUGCUGCCAUGACAUUCAAGAUGGCGGCUCCUAUUGAGACAGUGCUUCCUAUGCCGGCAGGCACCACAGUCCUGGCUGCCGCGGAUAACAAGAUCGGCGUUCUGGAUAUUGUGGCUGGAAAGCCAUUGCAUAUCAUCCAGAGCCACCAGAAGACUGUCACAUCUCUCGCAUUGGCUUCCAAUGGAGAGCGUCUCAUCAGUGGUGCGUUGGAUGGCCACAUGAAGGUCUUUGAAACGACGGGGUGGAACCCUGUUUCUGGCACUAAGUAUCCAUCCCCGAUUCUCACUCUUAAGGUCAUCACUUCUGGGAUUGCCUACGAAGACCGCCACAUCGCUGUUGGUAUGCAGUCUGGACUGUUGUCAGUCAAGACUCGAUUGUCUGGCCAGCAAAAGGUCAAGGAACGUGAACGUCAAAAGGAAAUGCAGGCUCUGCUGGAGGGCAAGCUGGAGGAGCAUGAUCGCCAAGUUGCAAAGAAGCAGAAGCUUCGUGGAUCAGGCUGGGAGAAGCGUCUCCGUGGACGAGACUUCACCGGUGAGGGAGUGGACAUCAUCAUUGAAGGUCAGGACCGAAAGCGUCGUAAGAAGGAACAGCCCUGGGAGAAUGACCUCCGCAAGGGACGCUAUGCCGUUGCUCUCGAUCAGGUCCUUUCCUCUACCGACAAGACCGCGCAGCUCACUCUCUUCACGGCGCUUCGACACCGUUCAGCGCUGCGUGCCUCCCUCAAGGAUCGUGACGAAGUCACGCUGCAACCCGUCUUACACUGGAUCUACAAGCAUAUCCGCGAGCCUCGCCUUGUGAAUUUGUGUGUCGAGAUCGCGAUGAAUCUCCUCGAUAUUUACUCGGGCAACCUCGGGCAGUCUGUGCAAAUUGACAAGCAAGUGGAGCGUCUGCACAAACGAGUACGGGAUGAAGUUGAGAUGGCCCAGCACGCGUGCCAAACAAAAGGUAUGCUGGACAUGUUGAAGGUGACUUGA
This is a messenger RNA of Penicillium diatomitis, 1629 nucleotides long. Its product is annotated as snoRNA-binding rRNA-processing protein UTP15. Gene Ontology annotation, biological process: positive regulation of transcription by RNA polymerase I; rRNA processing. The record is from RefSeq and is a predicted model, not a curated record. The coding region runs from base 1 to 1629 and encodes 542 amino acids. The transcript has a single exon. Gene Ontology annotation, molecular function: protein binding. Gene Ontology annotation, cellular component: nucleolus. NCBI's taxonomy places the organism in Eukaryota, Fungi, Ascomycota, Eurotiomycetes, Eurotiales, Aspergillaceae.